This is a messenger RNA of Trypanosoma cruzi, 762 nucleotides long. RefSeq lists its product as uncharacterized. The transcript has a single exon. The record is from RefSeq and is a predicted model, not a curated record. Lineage: Eukaryota; Euglenozoa; Kinetoplastea; Trypanosomatida; Trypanosomatidae. The coding region runs from base 1 to 762 and encodes 253 amino acids.
AUGGAGUUUGUUCCAACCUUUCAGACUGCCGGCAAGGACCACGAUGUGUUUGUCAAUCACGGCGGCGCGUACUGGCUCAACCCAGUACCGCACGGCACGUUCCGCUCACGCAGUGCAUGCACCAUAAUGAAGGCAACGGAAACCAUUGACCCUUUUGGCAACCCCAAACGACCCGACAGGCCCAUUGUGUUUGGAUUGUCCCGGUACAGCACCGCCGACGACAGGCUCAACGCCGCAAAAGGGGAAACAAACGGUGAUGACACCGAGAUAGUGGCCGAUAAUAGGCGUGUCGAAGGUGUGGCCAAAGGCACGGAUGCCGCUAGCGCGUUUCCACGAAUGCAUACGGAUAACAGGGACGAAGUUGACUCUCAUGACACUUUGCCCUUGCCUGCGCCGCCGUCUACCGACGCACGCAGUGCAGAAGCCACUGCUGUUAACGGUGACAAAGUGUCUUAUUCAAGCGAAGCAGUGGUUCGUGAGAAACUUCCACUUGAUACCGCCAACCCUGAGCGCCGCAUUUUGCAUCCAGGCAAUCACACAAUUCGCGUCACUCCCACAGGUGGAACCGCGUACAAUGGCACCGUCGGCGAGUCAUGGACGGCACCGAGAGCGGUAGAUGGAACCUAUCUGCGUCUAGCCCCACUGUAUGAGAGCACAACGCACUACCAGCUACGCACUGGCCUCUACUACACAGAGGAUGAGGCCCCGGCACACGGCAUGACGCUACCGCCCAACAGCUCUCUCCCUACACGUGAAUGGUAG